Molecule: messenger RNA, 2511 nt
Organism: Miscanthus lutarioriparius
Lineage: Eukaryota; Viridiplantae; Streptophyta; Magnoliopsida; Poales; Poaceae
Source: the annotation of a GenBank genome assembly
AUGUUUUUGGACUCGGUGACGCAGUUCUGGAGCGACUGGGGUCUCCGGAUCUCUGUCCUUGUCAGUUUAGCGGCGUACGCCCUCCUGGGUUUCCUGUCCGGGACACGGCGGCGCUCGGCGGCCGGCAGCCUGUGGAUCCUCCAGUGGGCACUGAGGGCCAUCCUGUGGACUUUGUACCAGUUCGCCGAGAUCGCCGCGACGAGCGCCAUCGGCAACCUGUCCCUCCGCGGCGCCAGCGCCGGCGGCGCGUCGGGGGAGGAGCAGCAGCUGGUAGCGUUCUGGGCGGCGUUCCUCCUUCUCCACCUCGGCGGCCCCGACAACAUGACCGCGUACGCUCUGGAGGACAACAUGCUCUCCCUGCGCAAAACGGUGGAGAUGGCCUUUCAGAUUCUCGGGGUCGUGUAUGCCAUCUGGAACUACAUAUACCGCGGCCACAACAGCAGGGUUCUGUUCGCAGCGUCGGCCAUCGUCUUCGUCGAGGGCGCCGCCAGGUACAUGGAGAGGGCAUACGCUCUACGGCGAGCCAAUUUGGACAACAUGCAGGAGCAGGAGCCGGACGAAUCAAGCAAGAACAAGAAGCCGGCGGCCGCAGAUGGAUCGUCGUCGUCGACGUCAGCAGGGGCCUGCAGCAGCUCCAGAUCCAGGUCUUCCAGCGCGGCCGCUGUGGAAUCCACGAUCAUGACGUACGAAGGACGGGCGCUUGACGACGGCGCGGCGCUGCUCCUUGCCCAGGAUCUGUUCCACGUCUGGCGUCGCUUCCUGGUGGAUUCUUCCGUUGACCGACGGUCACCCUGGCAGCGUGCCAGCGAGAAGCUACUCUCGCUGCCUUGGGAGAAGAUGUGCACGGUGGCGGAGAUGGAGCUCUCCCUCAUGUACGAGGUCCUGUACACCAAGGCGACCGUGGCGCACACCUGGCCAGGCUACCUCAUCCGCUUCCUGUCGCCUGUCUGCAGCGCUGCCGCCGCGUCGCUCUUCUGGGUCCACCGAGAUCGUGGUAGCAAGGGCCGCCACCGCCACCCGGUCGGGGCAUCCGCAUCCUUUGUCGGGAUCACCUACCUCCUGUUGGGCGCCGCCUUCGCCCUGGACGUGGUGUGGCUGCUGAGAGCCCUCGGGUCCACCUGGACGUACGCCUUCCUCAAGAAGACGAACAAGUUGGCCCCGCGGCGGCGGCGGCGACCAUGGACUUGGUCUUGGUUUCGCCACAAGGCUCUGUGCGGUGGGUGGUGGCGCCGGCUCCACCGCGCCGCCGUGUACCUGGACCUGGACCCGCUGCGGCUAGCGUUGGGUGUCGAUCCCGUCGCUUACAGGAGGUGGUCGGGCACCAUCGGGCGCUACAACCUGCUGCACGAAUGCACCGCUCCUCGUCGCCCGUGCCGCCGGUGGCUGGCCACCAAGCUCGGGCUGGAGGAGAAAAGGUUUCUGUCCGAGCUUCCUCGAGGCGUCAAGCAGCUGGUGUUCGAGCGGGUACAGAGGAUACUGCCGACGACCGAUAACCCGCCGGCUUGUCCUGAUGGCGGUGGCGCAUACACCAUGGUGGACAUCACGACAUGCUGGGGCCAGGUGACCAUCCGGAGGGCCGCGAAGCUAUUUCGUCGACCGGACGAGCAGCCCAUCCCCGGCCGUGAGUUCGAGCAGGACGUCCUCGCGUGGCACAUCGCCACCUGCAUCUUCCUCUCGCGCGACAGAGUAAGGAAUAAGAUACCAAAGUCAUCGAUGGCCGGCGGCCAUGUGGCGGCGAUCGAGGCGAUGUCCGAGUACCUGAUGUUCCUGGUCGCCAAGCGCCGGCAGAUGCUGCCGGGCCUUGUCCUCCACAGCCAACUGGAGCAGACGCGCACAGCCUUGGAGCAGAUAUGGAACAACGGCCGUAACCGUAAGGGAGGAGGAGGACACGAACACAAAGAGAAUCUUGCCGCGCUGGUGCGAUGGAAGAGGAACGAAGACCGAGACUGGCUGGAAACUGAGGGCAGGCGGCUCGUUCUUGAUGCAGCCGAGGUUGCUGGUGCGCUGACAAAUGCCAGUUUGCAGCAGCGGCAAGUGGUCCAGAUGCUGGACCUCAUCUUCAACGUGUGGGUGGAUAAGCUGCUGUACGCGGCCGUCAGGUGCAGCAGGGAGUCCCAUGCCAAGCAGCUCAGCCGUGGUGGUGAGCUCACCACCAUGUUGUGGAUUGUUAUCCAGCAUGCUGGCCCCUUUCGCAUUGGAGAACAGAAGCCCGGUUACGACAAGGAUUCCGAUCGCAAAAGGAAGCCUCACGAGAAGAAGCCGGAGGCAAAGAAGGACGAUGCGGAUAAGAACGAUGGUGAUAAGAAGAAGAAGGAGGAGGAGGAGGAGCUCCACAAGGGCCCCUGCUGCUGCUCGUGCCCGUACCCUUACCCAACCCCGUGCCCGUAUUCAUACCCACGCUCACGCCCUUACCCUUACCCUUACCCUUCCCUUACCCUUACCCUUACCCAUCUUACCCGUACCCGUACCCACCACAAUCACCCCGAUAUGGGAUGCCCAUGUCCUUGGUAG